Molecule: messenger RNA, 1292 nt
Organism: Xiphias gladius (swordfish)
Lineage: Eukaryota; Metazoa; Chordata; Actinopteri; Istiophoriformes; Xiphiidae
Gene: nme5
Product: NME/NM23 family member 5
Exons: 5
Coding region: 119-766 (215 amino acids)
Biological process (GO): negative regulation of oxidative stress-induced intrinsic apoptotic signaling pathway; GTP biosynthetic process; CTP biosynthetic process
Molecular function (GO): nucleoside diphosphate kinase activity
Source: RefSeq, a predicted model, not a curated record
AAAUACAGACAUCAAAACCGUGGGGCAGUGGUUUAAAGCAACAAGUAAUAGCGAAUAACUUCACCGGCCUCAUAUACUUUAUCUUUAACGCGAAGCUACACAUGCUUGUGUGGCUAGCAUGAAGGAAAAGAUGGACCAAAACUCAUAUCCUCGCAUUUAUGUGGAGAGAACUCUGGCCCUCAUUAAACCAGAUGCCAUCCACAGAAGUGAGGAGAUUGAAGACAUUAUCCUCAAAUCGGGGUUCACUGUCUUGCAGAAGCGGAAGCUGCAGCUAAGUCCAGAGCAAUGCAGCGACUUCUACGCAGACCACUAUGGAAAGUUCUUCUUUCCCAGUUUGACUGCCUUCAUGAGCUCUGGCCCGAUCAUUGCCCUGACUCUGGCCCGCCACAACGCUAUUGCCCACUGGAAGUCCAUCAUAGGGCCUGUCAACAGCACCAAGGCUAGAGAGACUCACCCAGAAUGCCUGAGAGCAAAAUAUGGCACCUCUGACCUGAAAAACGCACUCCACGGCAGUGAGUCAUGUCAUGCAGCUGAGAGGGAGAUCAAAUUCAUGUUCCCAAACUCUGUAAUAGAGCCCUUCCCCUCAAGAGAAGCGACCGAAGAAUACCUGAGCAGGUAUGUAAACCCAACUCUGCUAUGUGGACUCACUGAGCUCUGCAAGCACAAGCCACACAACCCCUGUGUUUGGCUUGCUGACUGGCUGAUGAAAAACAACCCAAACAAGCCUCAAAUAUGUGAUGGAGUCAUUAUGGAAGAAGCAGAAUGACAAUAUGGAAAAGGGGAAGAAUUUAUAAGCCAUGUGUUCUUUUUUAACACUUCUCUAAGGGGUGUGACUUGAUUCAUAACCUGAAUUACACAGGUUUACAUAAGAGCACUAACAACUGGUCCUAAUAAUUGAAUGAAUCAAAUACCUCAGAUUUGUUUAGUUUUUAAUAAAGCAUCCCAUCCCACCAGACCCAACAUAUAGUCUUGAAUUGCCUAGCAAAUAAGCCAGGGAGUUAAAAAUGUUACAUUAGAUUUACUGAACAUGAUUGGACUGAAUGAAUUGGAUGAGUUGUAUGACCGGAGUUGAGAUGAGAACCUUAACUAAGUUGGAGCAAACACUCAGUUAAAUGUUUUGGUUUAGAAACUUUGACCAGCUUCAUCUUAUAUUGCUCUUCUGGAAGUGGUUCACAAACACAAAAUGUAUUAUUGUCAAAGUACCUACAAUUGUAUAUGGCUGUCUAACAAAUGUUACUGAGCAUAUAAAGUAUGUAAUUACAACUGGUAAAAUGAGCAUUACAAUGUUUUAU